Messenger RNA from Theileria annulata, 1293 nucleotides. RefSeq names its product transporter protein cg10, putative. Bases 1 to 1293 code for a protein of 430 amino acids. NCBI's taxonomy places the organism in Eukaryota, Apicomplexa, Aconoidasida, Piroplasmida, Theileriidae. Gene Ontology annotation, biological process: xenobiotic transport. The transcript has a single exon. Gene Ontology annotation, molecular function: xenobiotic transmembrane transporter activity. The record is from RefSeq and is a predicted model, not a curated record.
AUGUUGAAGGAAGGUUCUUCUCUUGAUUUGAGCGCUUCUAGUUCCUCUGGAACUCUUAGAAGCGACAAUUCUUUUGGUAAUUCUCCUUUAGAUCGCAUUACUUCCCUCCUAAUUUUAAUUUAUAAAUCAAUUCGUGCCUGUUUCAAAUGGAUAUAUUCAAAGUCAUUUGGUAUAAUUUGUAUAUUAUUUGUUAUUUUGGAUGUUUUAACGACAGUAUUUUUUAAACGGUUCAUUGACCACACUAAAAAUUAUGUAAUGUUUACUAUUCAGGUGAUAAUCUUUACAUUUUGGAUCAUAGUCUGUUGUAUCGCCAUUUUGUGCUUCUUAUUUAACCGCGAAUAUAUGAAACGACACUUUAAUGUCCGGCCACUAGUGUUCCUAGGAUUUCUUGAUAUGUUGUCCACCGGUUUAUCUGCGAAUGGAAGCGCCCACACGAGCGGACUGAUGCUGGUUCUUUUGGGACAGAUUUCAGUCCCACUGACAAUGGUUUCAUGUAAACUCAUCUUGUCAAAGAAGUACCACCACUACCAAUACAUUAGUUCUGCAAUCAUCCUAACAUUCGCAGUGUUAAAGCCAAUCCUGAACAGAACGGAUACUACCGAUAACAGGUUCUACAACAACAUGUUAUAUCUACUCGCUUCAGUCCCAGACUCUAUCGCGUCUGCACUCAGAGAGAAGCAGUAUACUUCUAAAUUCUUCCAUGUAGUAAAAUACCAAUUUUUUGGAUUCCUAUUUCACUUCUUCUAUAACAUACUAUAUACACUACUAUUCACGUUACCAUUCAAUAGCGUUAAAGGUUACUUCGAUUCACUGUAUAAACUGUGCGUAAACGGGUAUAAAUGUAUAUUUUUUGGAGUUAAUACUAUAACUGAAAAUUGUGGACCCACUUUGAUACCAACGUGCGAUAACUGCUUAGAGGCCUUUAAAAUUUACUGCCUCUAUAUAUUAUUCAGCUCUGCCAUUAGAGUUGCAUAUGUUUUCAUAAUGCUCGACGGUUCAGUUACGUUCACGCUACUUUUGGGUACUGUCAAGGUCCCUCUGACUUCAAUCGCAUUUUCCCUCCGCUUUAUUGCAGGGGAUAGUACUACGAGUUUCAACUUACUUGAUGUUGUUUGCUUCCUGGGUAUUGUUGCAGGGCUACUCCUGUACGCCCUUGGGUCCAAGAAAAUCCAGGAAGAAACUGACCUUCUCGAGUCGCCUCUGAUCGAUGAUGCGGAAUCGGAACAUGAGUUACUAAGUACAGGAACUGAGAAGCUCAUGAGAUCUGAGAUAUGCCAUGAUCUGUUCACUUAA